Messenger RNA from Entrophospora sp. SA101, 210 nucleotides. The record is from the annotation of a GenBank genome assembly. Lineage: Eukaryota; Fungi; Glomeromycota; Glomeromycetes; Entrophosporales; Entrophosporaceae.
AUGAAAAUGAUCGAAAAUACAAGACUAAAUCAAAUCAAAACUACUAAUGACUCUUUACAAAUACCUAUUCCACCGCCAAUUAAUGACCACUCUGAUGAAGCUGACUCCGUAAAUCUUGAGCAGACACAAAUUGCUAUUUCUCCCGAAGUUAAUUCUAAUAAUAUCUCUGGACAUACAGCUAAUGCAUCUGAUAACGCACCAAGUUCUGAU